Messenger RNA from Symbiodinium sp. CCMP2592, 5691 nucleotides. The record is from the annotation of a GenBank genome assembly. Lineage: Eukaryota; Dinophyceae; Suessiales; Symbiodiniaceae.
AUGGCGCGACCGCUCGACAGGCUGUUGCUUGCUGCAGACAAACAUGUGUCCAAGCAUUCCCUCAAGAUGCCCUGGGAGCGCGGGGCGAUGAGAGCAGUGUUUUCGCAGAGCGACCUGAGUUCACUUUCCCAGUGCAGUGUGCCAGCUCCUCUGCAGACGGAGCCCUUGGAUUCCGCUUCUUUCGAGGAGGCAGCCGCCAAGGCUCACCCCCAAGAGCAUGCUUCACAGUUUGUGCAGGUCGCUUUCUCUGCCAGGAAAUUUCAGAAGCCCCAAGAAACUGAGGAGCAACAGUUGCAGUUGCUUGCAACGAGAUACGAUAUCCUCUUGAGUCAUGCAUACGAAUGCUCUUCCCUUGGCAGACUGUUGAAGGACAAGUGCGAAACAGAUCGGGUCAGUCUUGUUGCCGAAGCCCUGGGUGGCAAGGCUCUCUCGACUUUGAAAAAGCGGUUGUCCAGUCUCGCCCGCCUGGUGGGAUGGUGCUCGAACCAAGGCAUGUCGGCUUUCCCGAUUGACUCUCAGGUGUUGAUUGAGUACACCCAGCAUUUGCAGCAGAGUGGUGCCUCGCACUCUGUGUUCGGAUCUUGCAUUGAAGCGUGCAACUUCGCUAGAUUCAUCUUGGGUGUGGAUGCCACUGGUGAGCCUCAUAAGCACCCACUUGUGCAAGGGCGACUUCGCAAGGUGCGGUUCAAUCGUCCGCCUCGUGUGCAGGCGAGGGCAGUCAAAGCAAUGUUCAUCGAUUUUGCAGAGGGUGAAGGUUUCCUUGAGUGCAUCUCGACGUCGCACAAGUGUCUUUGGGCCAAAGCUUGGGUUGAGGUGUGGCGCCUGUCGGGCCACCCGGUCGCCACCGGAUCCUGCAGCCUGCCUUUGCUGCAGUCGCCUAUGCUCAAUGGGUCUUGGAGUGGUCGCCGGAUUCCGACGGGCAGGUUUGUGACCUGGAUUUCUUCGAUCCUCAAGUCUGGGGAUGAGAGCAUGGGGUUUGAUCUCAAGGGUCAUUCGUGCAAGCAUACUGCACUGUCGUGGGCAAGCAAGACAGACAUGUCCAAGGACUCCUGCACCAUCCUGGGGCACCACUCCUUGAAAGAUAGACGAUCGGUCGUGACCUACUCCAGGGACAUCCAAGCUGGGCCAUUGCGAGAGCUGUGUCAGAUGUACUGUGACAUUCGGUGUGGCAGGUAUCUCCCAGACAUGACCAGGUCCGGUCUUUAUGCAAAGGGCCCUGCAUCUGCUGACUCGGCCGAGGAGCUGCCUUGCGACAGCGUGUUCGAGACUGAGGCGGAAAGAAACUGGUACCGGCCGGCGGUCAGCCCUGGCUCAGCUUGUGACUCAGAAGCCCUUUCUUGUGCGAAUGCUUUUGCUUCCGAGCCUGGCCUCAGCGAUCAAAGGGAUGCCAGUGACGAUGACACCCCUUUCGGUCGCGCUGUGGACUCCCUAAUCCAUAGUGCAGAGCGUGCUGCGUGGGAAGAUCCGGAUGCUGCUUUCGAGGACGAUAGGUCUCAGGGGGAGGAGCCAGACUCCUCGUCGUCCAGCGAGUCUAGUUCCGAUUCAGGCUCGUCCGACAGCGAGAUAGAUGAAGUCCUGACUGCGAGUCAAGCAGACCCCCCGGUGGGGCAGAGGUAUCAUGAUCGGUGCCCUGUCUAUCAGCAGAAGAACACCAGGACUCUUCAUCUUAAGCCUGCGGGAAGCUCCAUGGAGCGUUUCAUAUGUGGCCGAGAUAUCACGGCGGCUUUCGAAGAAAGGGCCAAGGAAUGUGGGCUGACGCAAGCUGAGCUUGAUGUGCUCGUGCGUAAGGGUUUGACAUCCUUGUCGCUCCUUGCCUUCAGUGUCUCGACCCCGGGCGAAGUACCGCAGGAGGCUGAGCUCAGGUCCAUCCUUGAUCCCACGGACCCCACGACUGUGCCGUUGCGUGCACUGUCGGCGCUGCGGCGCCUCAUGUUUGAGGCUCAAACUCUGUCCAUUGCACAGCUUAAAAGCUCGAUUGAGGGUGAAGGUGAAAAGAAAGCGGAGUUGGCCCCUGCUGAGAGGACGAAUCGUAUAACCGAUCAGCGGAAAAGGCUCGUGGGGCUCAGCUUGACUGGUCCUUUGGAAAACGCUUUCAGCAAUUACACUUAUGUCGCCCAGGUCGUUGAUCAAGAUUGCCUGUCCUAUUUGGAGCCCCACAGGUUCCUAACCAGGGCCAUGGAGGUGAAUCGAGAAAAGCCAGGGAAAGAGUUGAUCUUAGAUGAGGGCUCGCGCAUGAGUAUCCGCGACAAGGCUCACAAGGAUAAGUGUGGCAUUCAGAAUGAGUUGCAGCUAUCCGAAGCCCUGUGUCGCAGGGCACUUGCUUGCGACCUUCUGCAGCUUUGCACUUUUGCCUCCAUGGACUUGUGGCACAGGCAUCUGCUUGCCAAGCUAUCGGAGCAGCCGCCUCCAUACUAUGCUAAGGUUUCGAUGGAGCAACUGCUCAGGUGCGACAAGGCGGCAUGGGUACGCAUGAGUGAGCUCUUGACUUCUCUGAAGAAAGAUGACGCGGGAAACCUGCCAAUGGAUGCUGCUCUGGACAAGCUUCAGUACGAUCCAAAAAUCAUGAUGCAUCUGGCCCCGCUUCCUGGGGCUAAGUGGAAGGGCGAUGGAAAGGGCGACAAGGGCACAAAGCGUGAUGCCGAUGGCAAGCCGAAGUUGCCUCCUCACCGACCCGGUAAAGGUGCAGGUAAGGUAAAGUGCCCUGAAGCGUUGUCCGACUCCCGCUUGAAGCACAACUGUGUUUUCCGACAUGGGGGCAUCGUUGGCCUCACAAACACUUGUCGCUCUUUUCCUCAAUCGGUUCACUGUGAUGUGAACAACGAUGAUGCUGACAAUCUUGUGCUGGGUGUCACCGACUUUUCAGGAGUGCCUCUUGAUAGUCUCAUGUUCCUCGAUGUGUUCUGUGGUUCGGGGGGCCUCUGUGCUGCUUUGCGUCAGCUGGGCAUGAAGCUGAGCGUUGGUUUGGACCGUCAUGCACAACGUGGUUGCAAAUGUCCCGUUGUCUCCCUGGACCUUACGAAGCCGGGAUCCCGAGCCAUUCUGCUCGACCUCCUUAGGCAGCCACAUGUUGUUGCGUGCCAUUUGUCUCCACCUGUGACCACCAGCUGUGUCGGUUUGGCGGGCCCUCGCCCAAGUGGCCUUCGCAAUGCAGCGCAUCCUGAGGGUCUGCCAGGUCUUCAAGGUGCUGAUCUUGAUUUGGUCAAUGGGGCUAAUGCCCUGUUUGCCAUGUGCGCAGAGGUCUGGCAUUUCUGUUGGAGUCAUGGGGUGUUCUGCUCCAUUGCUCACCCCAGCCGAUCCAUCAUGUGGCUCACUGCUUCACUUCGGUCUUGCCAGGCCUCUCCCUUCCUCUCUACUUCUUUGCAUCAGUGUAUGUUCGGCUCCUACAGACGAAAGGCUACCCGCCUUCUGCACACGGUUCCCUUCCUGCAGAAACUUGGUGUGACGUGUGACGGUGCCCACGCUCACGAGCCGUGGCGCUCUCCGGCGUGCAAUCGCGCCAAAGACGCUGGCCUCCCGCCUAUGCUGUGCAAAUCCUUUGCCCAGGCACUUGUGGAUCAACUGCUUGCAUGCGGUGCACGUGGCCCGGCGUGCUCUCUUGCCAAUGCAUCCUUGUCGCUCUCGCUGGGCGCCCGUGUGACUACAGCUGCACAACCUUCAGGUCGGAAGAUCCCUCCGCUGGUGCCUGAGUUUUCUCGCACAGUCAAAGUGUCAGGCCCAGCCGAUCAGCUGCCGUGCACCUCGAAGACCAAGCUGCUAUCGGCCUGGACAGUCCCCAAGACUGUCUUCUGCACACCUUUUCUUUCAUCGUUGCCGGCAGGUUCCAAGUGCCUCCGAGCCAGCCCUUAUGCUCCACGGGGUAUGGCGCCUACCUCGGAGCCAGCCACCUUUGCAUCCACAUCUGAGCCAACUGCCGGUGCGGAGCCCUGCUCCUCUGCUGCCGGUGCGGAGCCCUGCUCCUCUGAGGGUGUGGUGUUAAGUAGUCCUGAUCCCCUGGUUCCGCGGUGCCAGCCGGCCCCUGCCUUACCCUUGCCUGUAACCAGUGCAGCCGGUGCGACUCCCAAUGUCAAGUCGGGGCUUGAAUUGCUCUUUGGCAUACCGUGGUCACCUUCGGAGUUUGUGGAGCAGGCAUGCAAUGCGAAGCACCCGCGUUCCCUAGAUCAAGGUGUGCCAAUUGGCAUGUCGGCAUGUAUUGAUCAUCUGUGCGAGCACAGCUCGGUCAGUGUGGCUAGAGAACGCACGGCUGAACUUCGCAAAUGGAUGCUUAGGAAGAAAGAGCUUGACGAGAGCUUUGACGGACCCGAACAUUGCAAGAAGAUCCUAGCUGGGAAACCCUUGAAACUCUUUGGGGAGAUGGUCAAAGCUGCUGGGCAUGCCGAUGCAAACCUGGUACGAGAUAUACAGAACGGCUUCGACCUACUUGGUGAAAUCCCUUCCUCGUCUGUCUUGCCGAAGAAAACCACCGUGGCAUCCCUCAGCAUCGAGGACGUAAGAAUCGCCACCCCGGCGAAUCAGCGUGCGAUCUGGGAAGCCACCCGCACCUGCAGGGAUCCCGAAAUUGCUUCGGAAGUGUAUCGCCUUACCUUGGAGGAGCGGGACAAAGGGUGGCUCACUGGACCCUUCUCUCUCGCCGAUGUGCCGGAGACUGCCAUUGUUACGCGCCGCUUUGGCGUCAGGCAAGGUGUGACGACGACGGCCAACGGUGUGGCGGCAAAGAUCCGUCCGAUCGAUGACUUCACGGAAAGCUUAGCCAACUUGACGUGCACUUGUGCGGAAACAAUUGACCCGCACUCAGUGAACGUCAUUGUGGUCCUGCUCCACAUCCACUGGAGCGUGUUCUUCGACGAUUUUGUAGCAGUAUCCUCUCCGGAGGAAAAGGGCCAUCUUGAUCUUGUGUUGCGGUCGUACUUUGCCUUGAUCGGCUGGGAAACGUCUGACGAAAAAGCUAGGAAGCGUGAGCUCGUGUCCACGAUCGAGUCCAUCGUACAGCAAGGCGGAGUGCAUGCCAAAGAACUUGAGUGCUUGCGUGGCCGUCUUCAGUUCGCUGAGUCGCAAGUGUUUGGUCGGGGUGCGGCCCAGCGCAUGCGAGCUAUAUCAAAAGCAAUGAAGCUCUCGGGCUUUGUAGUUCUCGAUGAUUCCUUGACCGAGGCCCUGCUCUUCUUGAAAGAUCGAGUUUUGCACGGGGAAGCAAGGAUGAUCAGGGCUUGCGAUCGUUCCACCUACCACUUGUUCACAGACGCUUCCUACGAAGCGGAUGCGCCAGCCGGCCUAGGAGGCAUUCUUUAUAGCGAUAGGGGUUUGCUCCUUAGGUGGUACUCCGAGUCUGCCGACCCAGACGUUCUGGAGGCCAUAAACAAAGAGGGCAAGCAAGGUCUGAUCUAUGAGUUGGAAGCUUGUGCGGCAGUGCAAGGUGUGGUGCAACUUUGCAACUCUUUGAGUGACUGCAAUCUCAUUUGCUAUUGUGACAAUGAGGCCGCCCUCGCGGCCCUCAUCAAGUGUGCUUCCGAUUCCCCGGUGGUAGCAUCGCAGCUCAACAAGCUCAGCAUGCUUGAGGAUGAGAAAGGAAUCAGCAUAUGGUUUGAGAGAGUGGAGUCAUCUGCGAACCCUGCCGAUGAUCCUUCGCGAUUUGUGUUUGGCAAGCUUCCUACCAACUUCAGAGUCCGUUGGGCCCCAGGCGAAGAGCUGUUGUUCUAG